This is a messenger RNA of Condylura cristata (star-nosed mole), 743 nucleotides long. RefSeq names its product splicing factor 3b, subunit 6, 14kDa (gene SF3B6). Gene Ontology annotation, molecular function: mRNA binding. The transcript is spliced from 4 exons. NCBI's taxonomy places the organism in Eukaryota, Metazoa, Chordata, Mammalia, Eulipotyphla, Talpidae. The record is from RefSeq and is a predicted model, not a curated record. Gene Ontology annotation, cellular component: cytoplasm; ribonucleoprotein complex; nucleus. The coding region runs from base 203 to 580 and encodes 125 amino acids.
UCGGAAAAGGAUGCUACGUCAGCACGCCCCGACGUAAGAAGGUGCUAUUCCGGCGCUUUCAGGCUGCUUCCGGCGGAGCCUGGAUGUUGACGUCCUGCUUCUGGCGACGGGGAGCGCUGGGAGCUCGAGCGCGCUCCGGAGGCGCCCGGAGGAGCCCUGAGGAGCCCUGAGUCUGCGGUGGUAACUUCAUCAGCCAGCCAAGAUGGCGAUGCAAGCGGCCAAGAGGGCGAAUAUUCGCCUUCCACCUGAAGUAAAUCGGAUUUUGUAUAUUCGAAACUUGCCAUACAAAAUCACAGCUGAAGAAAUGUAUGAUAUAUUUGGGAAAUAUGGACCUAUUCGUCAAAUUAGAGUGGGAAACACACCUGAAACGAGAGGAACAGCUUACGUGGUCUAUGAAGACAUCUUUGAUGCCAAGAAUGCAUGUGAUCACCUCUCCGGAUUCAACGUUUGUAACAGAUACCUGGUGGUUUUGUACUAUAAUGCCAACAGAGCAUUUCAGAAGAUGGACACAAAGAAAAAGGAAGAACAGUUGAAACUUCUCAAAGAGAAAUAUGGCAUCAAUACAGACCCACCAAAGUAAAUGUUUUCUCUAUUUUCAUUUUGGACUGAAACCAUAACCACCACCUUUUUGUGUUUUUAAUUAAUAGUGAAUAUUAUGAUUUCUUAUUGAGAUUCAAAAUGACCUCCUUAAAACUUUGAUACCUGCGUGAAUACUUUAUGUUAAUAAACUUACAGCUUUUGGU